This is a messenger RNA of Kluyveromyces marxianus DMKU3-1042, 1350 nucleotides long. It is a transcript of the gene ERG8, whose product is annotated as phosphomevalonate kinase. Gene Ontology annotation, cellular component: peroxisome. The transcript has a single exon. The record is from RefSeq and is a predicted model, not a curated record. The coding region runs from base 1 to 1350 and encodes 449 amino acids. Lineage: Eukaryota; Fungi; Ascomycota; Saccharomycetes; Saccharomycetales; Saccharomycetaceae. Gene Ontology annotation, biological process: isopentenyl diphosphate biosynthetic process, mevalonate pathway; ergosterol biosynthetic process. Gene Ontology annotation, molecular function: ATP binding; phosphomevalonate kinase activity.
AUGUUGCAGGAACAUAUAAGGGCCUUUAGUGCACCAGGAAAAGCUCUUUUAGCUGGUGGUUACCUUGUUUUAAAACCUGAGUACCGUUCCUAUGUCGUUGCACUAUCAGCUAGAAUGCAUGCGCUUGUUAGUCAAGAAGCUGCAAUUGAAAAAUCAACUACAUCCAUCAAAGUUACAGUUCGUAGCAUUCAAUUUAAUGGCGAUGAGUGGCAAUAUGAGAUUGAUUCAAAUUCGUUUUAUACUCCAAAAGAAAUGAAUGGUCGCAAGAAUCCUUUCAUUGAAAGAACUCUUCUAACUAUCUUCAACUAUUUCCAGCCAGAUCUGUCAGAAAAUGGUGACAUCCUUAUUGAAAUAUAUUCAGAUCCAGGCUAUCACUCUCAGGCCGACACGGAAUUAAAAACAAAUGAAAUCAAAAGCUUCCUUUUCCAUAAAAAAACAAUUACUGAAAUUCCAAAGACAGGUCUUGGUUCGUCAGCGGGACUUGUUACUGUUCUUAUCACUGCAUUAGUUUCUUGCUUUAAACCUUCUAUUGAUGUAUCCUCCUCGGAGUCUAUGGAAUUAAUUCAUAAUUUGGCUCAAGUAGCUCAUUGUCAGGCACAAGGGAAGAUAGGCAGCGGAUUUGACAUUGCUGCUGCGGUUUAUGGAUCUAUAACGUACAGUAGAUUUGAUCCUUCCUUGAUUGAAAACCUGCCUUCAGUUAUUGGAGGUGAUUACCACUCUGCUUUAAAAAAUUUGAUCGACAAUACCAACUGGAAUGUUCAUGCUGAGAGAGUUUCGCUUCCACCCAGACUGAGAUUGAUAAUGGGUGAUGUCAACAAUGGCUCCAAUACUACCAAGUUGGUUGCUUUAGUCAACCAGUGGUAUAAAGAAAAUUACCCAAGAAGCUUAGAUAUCUAUAAUGCAAUAAGUCAAGCCAAUUUAGAAUUUAUCGAAUCUCUACGUCAACUAACAUUAUUAUGUGAUAAAGAAAGAGAAGAGUACGAGUCAUUGAUUGAAACAUUAAAUUCAAAGGGUAAAGUAACACACCCUUUGUUGGAAAAAAUUAUAUCUGCUGUAAGUCGAAUCAGAGAAAACUUCAGAAUUAUUACUAAAGAAUCAGGGGCUGAUAUUGAACCCGAAGUUCAAACACAUCUAUUAGACGCCGCGGUUAAGCUUCCAGGAGUGUUAACAGGAGUAGUCCCUGGUGCUGGUGGCUACGAUGCUAUAUGUUUGAUCACUACGGACAGCUGUCACAUUGCCGAUGAAACCAAGAACGAUCCUACCUUCUCUAAAGUAACCUGGUUGGAUUUAUCCCAACAGGAUAUGGGUAUAAUUGAAGAAAAAGCCAAUAAUUAUUUGAACUUAAGAUAG